AUGGCCAUUGUGGUUACCUUUUCUAUUUUCUCAUUGAUUUGUCUCUGGAGAACUAGUUUUGGUGCACAAAGAAAUAGUUUGAAGCCAGGUGAUGUGCUUGAUCAGACAAGCAUGCUAACCUCUGAAAACCGGAGGUUCUAUCUUAAAUUUGAUUCAAUUCAGCAGUUCCCCAGCCCCACUUACCUUUUUAUAGGCCGCAAAGACACUUCCUCUGAAGCUGAAGAAGACACCAAAUAUGGCUAUAAGAGUUGGAUUGCAAACAGAAACGACCCUAUUUUCAACAAUUCUGGGGUUCUUACUUUGGAGUAUUCUGGUACUCUCAAAAUCAACCGUCAUAACGGGAAGCCAAUAACUCUGCAUUCUCCUGCCAAAUCUGAAGUUACUAAAAAUACCAUUCUAACUCUAUUAGAUUCAGGAAACUUGGUCCUGCGAGAGCUGCAUCCCAAUGGUGUUUCAAAGCGUGUGUUGUGGCAGAGUUUUGACCAUCCUUCAGAUAUACUACUUCCUGGCAUGAAGUUAGGAAUUAAUCACAAAACUCAUCAAUCUUGGUCUGUUACAGCGUCUAUUUCUGAUGCAGCCCCAGCUUCUGGUUCAUUCACUCUCGAGUGGGAUCCAAGAAAAAAGCAGUUAAUCAUUAGGAGACAUGGGCAGAUAUAUUGGGCAAGUGGGGUGGUCAAAAACAACAGAUUUGUGAACAUACCAGAAGAAGUUCAGCAGUUUUAUGAAUACAACAUUGUCUCAACAGAGGAAGAAGAGUCCUUUAGUUUCAGAGGUAAAUAUGAUGAUGAAUCACAGUGGGUGCUGUUUCAUAAUGGUCGGUUAUUGGACACAAAAGGGAGUGAUUUCCUCAUUGCUAGUGCUGAUACUUGCUAUGGCUUUAACAGUGAAAGUGGCUGUCAAAAAUGGAAACCACCCAACUGCAGAAAACCUGGUGAAAAAUUCCAAAUUCAGUUUGAAUAUAUGGGUUCUCCAUCUGGAAAUGAAAGUUUUUUCGUGAGAGACGCAAACAUUAGUAUAGGUGAAAGUGAUUGUAAGGCUACUUGCUGGACCAACUGUACCUGCUUUGGGUUCGAAACCAUUUUCCUCAAUGGAACUGGAUGCAUGUAUUACCAUGGACAUUGGAGGACAGCGCCUGUUGACUCUAGGGAUACAAGCAUAAACAUCUUAAUACCAUCACCAUAUGACUCAGAUCAUAAAGGUAUGGCUGCGACGCAAAGCUUAGAAUUUCCUCUUCCUAUAUAG
Molecule: messenger RNA, 1242 nt
Organism: Neltuma alba
Lineage: Eukaryota; Viridiplantae; Streptophyta; Magnoliopsida; Fabales; Fabaceae
Product: G-type lectin S-receptor-like serine/threonine-protein kinase At1g67520
Exons: 1
Coding region: 1-1242 (413 amino acids)
Source: RefSeq, a predicted model, not a curated record